This is a messenger RNA of Plodia interpunctella (Indianmeal moth), 4284 nucleotides long. RefSeq names its product centrosomal protein of 135 kDa-like (gene Cep135). The record is from RefSeq and is a predicted model, not a curated record. The coding region runs from base 159 to 3461 and encodes 1100 amino acids. The transcript has 2 exons. NCBI's taxonomy places the organism in Eukaryota, Metazoa, Arthropoda, Insecta, Lepidoptera, Pyralidae.
UCAUGCAGUUGUCAUCUGUCGUGUUAUUAUUUAAAAAUUUAAAUAAAAAAAUUGUUUUGUAUACAAAAUUAAAAUAUAUAAAGAAUUAUAAAUAUCGUAAUAAAUUGAUAAAUAUUAUGAGUUUAAAAAUAACCUGAUUUGAAAUUGAAUCUAAAAUCAUGGGAGAGGCGUAUUUCAGUUUAAAACGGAAACUAGAGGAGUUGGGCUAUAAUAACACUCUUCCAAUUGAUGCAGUUCCGCUAGUAGAAUGUAUUCUUGCAGAUUUAUUACAAACCACGCGAAGUUUACAACAUUAUAUGGAUUUAUCCAGGGAGGCUCUCCAGCAACGGGACUCUUUGAUGUUAGAAGCUGAACCAUAUAAAUGUGACAAUGCUAAACUCAUACAGGAAAAUAAUCAGCUAAAUAAAGAAAUUAUACAUUUGAAAGAAGAGAACAUGAAAAUGAGUAAGGAAUCCAAGAGAAAAAUUAAGGCAUUGUCAGAAGAACUCAUGAAGAAAGACACUACAAUCAGUAAGUUACAGCAUGACCUUCGAGAUUUGAGUCUAAGAGGCAUCUGUGCUGAAACCCUGAGUAGUCGUAAUAAAAGUAAACGAAAAGAGGCUGGAGACACUUAUUCUAAAGUUUGUGUGUGCAAUGAUAGGAAAUUUUAUAAUGUUGAAACAGAUGUUUCUGAAGUGCAAAAGAAAAUUAAUGUAUUGGAAGAGAAAAAUGAAGAAUAUAUUGAUGAAAUUGCAUUGUUAAAAAAUCAGAUCGAGCACAGAGAUAAUGAAAUAGUCAGAUUAAAUAUAUUGUUAGAAGGUGGUCGACCUUUGAAUGCCAUGAGCAAGGAUUGCUGCAAUGUAAAUUCAGAUAGCCGUGUACAAAAUCUGAUGAAACAAAUACAUGAAUUAGAAAAUGCUAAUGACAUAUUAAAGAAAGAAAUAAGCAGUGGCCUAGAAAAGCAACAUGAAGCAAUGUUGAGAGCUCUUGGACUUGCUGAUAAGAAUAAAGCAUUACAGGAAGAAGUACAAAAAGUAGACACUUUGGCAUUAAAAGUUGAAGAAGAUUGCAACAAAAGGUUGGCAAGCAUGAUGAAUGAAGUUAACUUUUUACAAACAAGAAUUGAAGGUUUAAUCAUGAAAAAUUCACAAUUAGAGAAAGAAUUGACUCAAAACAACUCAAAAGAAUCAUUAAAUUCACCUAAACAUUACCAAUGCAAUGAAUUACUUAAAGUGGCAUUAAAAGAAAAAGAUACAUUACAACAGGAAAUUAAAGAUCUUGUAGAUCUUAAUAAAGGUUUACAGGAUAAAAUUCUAGCAUUGUCCCAGCUCAGCAAGACCUGUGGCCAAGUUAGUUCUGAAUGUGAACAUAGCAAAGUCUAUAAAAAAUGUCCUACAAAGCAUGAAUUGCAGCUACUACUGGAAAGUGAAAGAAAAAAAUAUGAAAGGCAUAUGGUAGAAAUACAGGAUAAAUUGUCUGAAACAAUUAAUUUGUUCAAUAAACAUUUACAUAAGUGUAAGGAUAAGGACAGUUCAAGAUUUAAUUUCUCUUCAUUUUCCACACAUGGAUCAAUAUUUGUUAGAGAUUUACAAAAUAAAUUAUGUGAGAAAGAACAAAAACUUCUAAUGCUAUUAAAAGAAAAUGAAGACCUCAGGCUAAAAAUGACUCAGAAUGAAGAAGGCAAUAAACAGAACUAUAAAGAUGUAAUUAGUCAACUUAAUGCCGAAAAUUCAGAGUUGUCAAAAGAAAAUAUAAUGCUUAGUCAGCAAUUAAGUCAGUGCAGAGAUAUAAAUUCAGCAAAAUUGAAUGCAAAUAGUGAAUUCGGCAAAAGAGAUGCUCAAAAAUUGAAAGAAAAGAUUGAAGAAUUGACACAUGAAGCACAGCUUUUGAAAAAGGACAAACAUGAAUAUAACUUAAAAUAUAAAGAAGCAAUGGAUAUGGUUGAUAAACUGAAAAGAGAUUUGGCAUACAAACAGAAAGACAUGGAGUUGUUACAAGAGGAAAAUUCUUCUUAUAAAAUGUCUCAUAGAACUGGAAAAGCAUCAGCAGAUCAUUUGAAAGAUGAAUGUAAUUUUUUGAGAGAACAAAUGAAGAAAAUGCAAAGUGAUGUUAUUAAGGAGAAAACUUUAGCUAACCAGAUUAAAAACAUUCAGUUAGAAACAGAGAGAAGUAGUAAUGAAAUACAAAAUGAACUUUUAGUAGUUCAGAAGAAGCUAAGCUUAUCUAAUGAUAAUAUUGAUUCCUUAGAGAGAAAAUGCAAAGAGUUACAAUCUGAAAUUGGAAGCUUACAAAAUGACAAGUCAAAACUUGUAGAUAACAUCAAAAAGCUGGAUCAAGAUAGAGACAAAUUAGUAUUAGAGUUAGAUAAUAAAGCUGAAACAAUUAGUGUUCUGGAACAGAAAUUAAAGUCUCAAACAUAUGAAAUGGGUAAGUUAGAUCACGAAAUUUCAGAUCUUAAGAGAAGAUUAAAUGUUAAUAAAUUUUCAGAACAUAAACUGGUAGACAAUGAAACUCAAAUUGCUUUCUUAAAUGGAGAAAUAUUGAGAUUAACCCAGCAACUGGAUAAUGCUAUUGUAGAAAAUAAACAUUUGCAAAAUAAUUUAGCAGAUGUCAAUGGGACAAUGAAGCUUACUAAAAUUGAAUAUGAGAAGUCAAGAAAAGAAGUAGAUGGUUUAAAACAACAGCUUCAGCAUUAUGUAGCAGAAAUAAGAAGGAUUGAAGAGUUAUUGUCCCAAAAAGAAGCUGAAAGAUCUGACAUGUUGGAACAAUUUGCUAGUCUUUCUGUUGAAGCCAAUAUAUUAGAGAACACAAAUCAUUCUUUGGAAAGUGAAUCAGCUUCAAAGUCACUUCAAUUACAGUCUUAUGUUAGUAAAAUUCAAAGCCUUGAAGAAAAAAUCCUUGAUAAAGAAAAUAUAAUUGAUAGUCAAUCAGCACGAUUAGCAACAAUGACGUGCAGGGUUACUGCCCUGGAAAAUGAAGUAAAAUUAUUAACUGAUGAGAAAGCUAUACUAGAGCAGAACAUAACAUGUUUAAAACAAAUGUGUAGUAAUAUACAAUCUGAACAUACAAAUAUGACAAGAAGCAUGGGUGAUACCGAUUCUGAGCUCAAGUUAUAUGAAAAUAAAAUAAAAUCAUUAACAAAUAAUAAAACAAAAUUACAAGUGGAGAAAGAGGAGUUGAAUGAAAAGUUGCUGAUAACUGAGAAAUUGUUGUCAAAUGCACGGAAGGAAAUAGUAGAGCUUAAGUUGGCACUACAGGAUGCAACUUCAGAAACAAAAUCUUUGCAACAACGUGUAUCCCGAUUGAGUACUCAGCACGCGGAUGACCAUGAGGCCACAUUAACUAAGGAACUUGAGCUACAACUACCACUGAUGUUAGAAGAAACAAUACAUGAAGUAAGUCAUGAAGAGGAUGAAGAUAGUUCUCGUUUUCGUGAGAUACAUAAAAGAUAUUCUAAGUAUUCUCAUAGUAGUACUUUAUGAAUAUUAUCUUAUACAAUAAUAUUAAAUUGACAAAUAAUCUAGUUAAGAACUUGUGUCUUUAAAAUAUGGACACCUUGUCUGUUUGAUAUUUGAUAGUUGAAUUGAAAUAAAUGUAGGUACUUAUUUGUAGUUCUAUAAUGAACCUAUGAAUUUUGUGUUAUUCAUACUCUGUUGUUAGUUGAAAUUUGUUAUUUAAAUUAUGUAACUUUAAUCACGUAUGUAGUAUGUAUCACAGACCAUUUUAUGUAUGUAUAACAUAUUGGUGCCUUACUAAUGUAUACGAAAAUUCUAAGACAUUGGUCUUGGUAAGUAGGUACCUGCCUGCAUAGUCUAUGUAGUAAUACGUAUGACCUUUACCACACUAGUGCCACCAUCACAAUUUUAUUAAUCAAUCUUUUGAUUUUAUCAAUUUUUUGAUGUGAUGGUUACACAAAGUAGGUAAGUACUUACUUUAAAAAAACAUGCUACCCCGGGUAAAUAAUUGAAAUAUAAAGUUUUAUUCCAUUAAAAAAAUGUAGUCAGAGUUUACUACGCGGAUUUUGGUAGCGACGAUUUUCGAAUUAGUUAUACUGUGGGAGUCACCUAUGAUUAUUUCUAAUGAAAUCUUUUAUCUACUGUAGCAUAAUUUGUUAAAAUUCUUAUUUUCCUUUUUGCUAAUAAAUAAAAGAAAUUGAUAAAUGUGACAGUGGCGCUAGUGUGCUCAUAUUUAGUCCUGUUAACUGUAAUGGACAUAUUUCAAUACAAUAAGAAUGGCCUUAUAUUUGGUAUGAACUAUGAAUUUUAUUCUGUUAAUUUACCAAAAUAAAAUAUUUUUAAUAUACUA